CCGGAAGUUUCGAGAGGAGCGCGGGAGCUGCGAAGUGAAGGUCGGCUCCGUCCCGGAAAGGCCUUGUGCGGACCGCUCUGCCGCCGGUGGUCUUUGGGCGAACUUCCCGCGAGUGUCCGGGCCUCGCCGCCUGCCAGCCCGGAGUGUCUCGCAGCGUGCCGCCGGCCCAGGUUCCUGGUUUCAGAGAUGAUGACAGAGGAACUGGAUGUCUCGGGACAGGACUCUGACGGGGGCAGUGAGGAGGUGGUCCUGACGCCUGCAGAGCUCAUUGACAGGCUGGAGCAGGCCUGGAUGAAUGAAAAGUUUGCCCCUGAGCUGCUGGAAACCAAGUCUGAAAUCGUCGAGUGUGUCAUAGAACAGCUGGAUCACAUGGAAGAAAAUCUCAGGAGAGCCAAGAAAGGGGACCUGAAGGUCAGUAUACAUCAGAUGGAGAUGGAGAGGAUCCGCUACGUCCUCAGCAGUUACUUGCGGUGUCGGCUCAUGAAGAUAGAGAAGUUUUUCCCUCACAUCCUUGAGAAAGAGAAGACACGCCGUGAGGGGGAGCCUUCCAGCCUCUCCCCAGAAGAGUUUGCCUUUGCCAAAGAGUACGUGACCAACACAGAGACCUACCUAAAGAACGUUGCCCUAAAGCACAUGCCUCCUAAUUUGCAGAAGGUGGACCUCUUGAAGGCCGUUCCCAAACCAGAUCUGGAUUCAUACGUGUUUUUGAGAGUGAAAGAGCGACAGGAGAACAUACUGGUGGAACCAGAAACAGACGAGCAGAGGGACUACGUGAUCGACCUGGAGGAGGGCUCACAGCACCUGAUCCGAUACAAGACCAUCGCACCCCUGGUUGCUUCCGGAGCAGUACAGCUGAUUUAAAACGGGAAGCAACUAACCCCCAACAAAGACAUGGAACCUCGGAGAACGUAUCUGGAAACCCCCACCCCAUCACUCUGUGCCCGAGAAUGGCAGACUUUUCUCAGCAGUGCGGUGGAUCACUGGGACGUGAAGAGGGGCUCAGGGGAGACCCCCUCUCUUGGCACUGAUUCUCUGCCUUUUAGCCAGAAUUGGCAGAUGGGGCCAUCGCUCUUGAUUCUGCAACGGGGCAAGUACGUGGAAAUUUCCUGUGUGCGCCAUCUCACUAAAGAAGGAAAGUGAGGCAGAGGUCAUUCGUGAAAAGGCAUCCCCACCUGUGAUCAAGGGCCUGUUCUCGACCUGACCCGGCAGUGGUUGGGGAGUGCACUUAACCUUCCUGGGAGAAAGAAUGAAAUGGAUUCCACCGUGGUGGCUGUCUUCUGUGAUGUCACUCAGUUGUGUCAACUAGCCUUCUGGAACCUCUGCUGUUGGACUUACAGCCAAGGAGCUAUUAGGUUUCAGGUCCAUGGCAGAAGGAGCCUGCAGGCAGGUCCCAGCGCGCGGUCUAAUGCAGCGCAUCCUCCCCGCGGGGAGACCCUGUGGCCUCGCUGAGUGCCCCAGUCCGGCAGCCUCCCAGCCAGCCCUGGGCCAUGGGCCAUCUGCCAGCCCCGGCGGGAUCCCAGCUCUCCGAUACCUUGACCUCAGCGGCAGCUUUUCCUUUGUCGGCUCCCACUUCCUCAAGGAAAUGGAUGGAAUGAAUGGAAGUGAGCGGAGAGUGUCGCGGGGACACCGGAAGGAGGAGCGUGCGGACAGCAUGAACCGUCUUCCCUUGAAACGCAGUGAAGAGCACCUGCCUUCCCGCCCCUCUUGCUUGGUGAAGAGGCGGCAGGUCUUCAUUCCACGGUGUGGGCUGUCAGAGGAUCAGUGUGAUACUGCUGUUGUUUCCAGGAGAAAUCACUAAGUGAAGGCAAGA
Messenger RNA from Vicugna pacos (alpaca), 1810 nucleotides. RefSeq names its product GINS complex subunit 4 (gene GINS4). The record is from RefSeq and is a predicted model, not a curated record. Gene Ontology annotation, biological process: DNA-templated DNA replication; double-strand break repair via break-induced replication. Lineage: Eukaryota; Metazoa; Chordata; Mammalia; Artiodactyla; Camelidae. Gene Ontology annotation, cellular component: GINS complex.